Messenger RNA from Ctenocephalides felis (cat flea), 3686 nucleotides. RefSeq names its product transcription termination factor 2 (gene lds). Lineage: Eukaryota; Metazoa; Arthropoda; Insecta; Siphonaptera; Pulicidae. Bases 158 to 3655 code for a protein of 1165 amino acids. Gene Ontology annotation, molecular function: ATP binding; ATP-dependent chromatin remodeler activity. The transcript is spliced from 18 exons. The record is from RefSeq and is a predicted model, not a curated record.
ACAAAACAAACGUCUCUAUGCUAUGUGUCAGUCGUACUCGUACAUACUUGUUUUAUCUGUGUGUGUGCAGGUCGUUGAAAACGUUUUGUUUUAAUAUCUUUGUUGUUAUAGAGUUUUAUACGUGUUUAGUAAAAGUGUCUUAAUUAAAUUUAAAACAAUGUCUUUUAGAACUAAUACAGAUGAUUCCGAAACAACGUCUAGUGAAGACGAAAUCAUGCUAAAACCUAAGUCUCGCAAAACUAUACGUGUUGUAAGCUCAGAUGAAGAAAGUGACGAAGCCGAGGUGUUUUCGCCUAGUACUCGCAGGAGUUUGGGAAUUAGAAGGCAUACAACGUACAUCAGUUCAUCUGACGAUGAUUCUCUUAAUAGUCCAUCCAUUAUACAAGAAGUCGAAAGUGUCACAACCGAAUCAAACAUACAUGACAAUUCGUAUGACAGUGAGGGUUCAUCAGAUGAAUUAUGUGAUAAUUCUGAUUCUCAAUUCAAAGCGAAUUAUAACACACCUAAAACUGCUUUUGAACGAUUGAGUAAUAAGCGAUCUAGAUUAUUUUCUCCAAAUGACAGUAUGCGGCACUUGAAUAAAAAAUUAAAUCCUUCAAAUAGAAGCUUUCAAUUAGUUGCUCACAAAGAACAUACCGAUGUUAAUGCAGAUGUUAGUGAAGACAUGAGUAGAAUUUCAUCUGAACCAGAAAAAGAAAGUAUUGAGGAAGAUGUGGGCAUGAGAGAUUCUAAGAAAGAAGGUGAAAAACUGGAAAAAUGUGAGGAUUUACAUUUACAAGAUACCAUGAAUUGUCUAGAAACUCAUAUGAAUGUUAGUGAACCAAAUUCUAGUCAGGCUUUAAUUGAAACGUCAGAAACGGUCAAUAAUAGUCAAGAAAUUGAAACAUCAAAUAAAGAUACCAUGAAUUGUCUAGAAACUCAUAUGAAUGUUAGUGAACCAAAUUCUAGUCAGACUGUAAUUGAAACGUCAGAAACUGUCAAUAAUAGUCAAGAAAUUGAAACAUCAAAUAAAGAAGAUAUGAUUUCUAAAAGCAGUAUUAUAUUGCAAAAGUCUGUUUCACUACAUACUGUUGUGAAUCCGAUAAAUGAUUUAGAAAGCACCAAACAUUACCGAGAGAUUAUUAAUGAUUCUUACGAUGAUAAUAGUUCGGUUUCAAUGGAAUUAAAAUUUAAUAAGUAUUUGCAGGAAGUUGAAGACAAUUAUGAAAUUGGUGCACCCACAAUGUGCUCAUCAUUUUAUGUGAAACCAAAAAUAGAAAAUACUCAAAUAGAGUCAGCAAAUGUUACAGCACUUGAUUCUUCAUUGGAGACAAUAGCUGAAGAUGAUAACUUACAAAGUAAAGCUGACCAAAGUGUUCUUCUAGUUGAACAAUCUAAGAGUUCCAUUAUUGUUGUUGAAGAAAGUGACCAGGAUAGCAAUGAUUCUUCAGAUAAAGAAGUAGAAGAAGUUAAAAUAAUUUCUCCCCCUACCACAAAAUAUGUAACCCUGGAAGAAUUUGAAAAAGAAAAAAAAAAGCUAGAUGAUAUGAGAGAGAAAUUGCGCAAGAUUCAUAACAUGAUUAGCACUUUAAAACUAGAUACAUUAGAAGACAAUGGAAAAAGAAUAUUAGAAGCAAAGGAACAAUUAAUUCUAGAUGUACGAAACCAUGCAGAAAAAAUUGCGAAGAUGUUUAUAGUUGAUAAAGGUUCUUCAGAGGCAGAUAUGAAAGUGAUGGGAUUUGAAAAUAUUGACAAUAUAGCACCUAAAACAUUUGGAAAACAGGCACUUGAUACGUUUGGCACCCAAAAAUUAUUGACAGUGGACACAUUGAAGAAUUUACAUGGCUCGCUUGCCACCUGCCCAGAUGAAAAUACAUUAGCAAAACAACCAGUAAAUGUUAAAGUUGAACUUAUGAGACAUCAAUUAAGGGCAUUGGCAUGGUUAAUUUGGAGGGAAUCUCAGAAGCCGCCUGGUGGCAUUUUAGCUGAUGACAUGGGUUUGGGGAAAACGUUGACAAUGAUAUCUUUAGUUCUUUAUGAUAAAGAGCAUGAAAUUAGCGAUGAAGAGGACAGAGAAUCAAAUGAUGAGGAGGGUUCAUGGAUUGAUAAAAACAAAAAGAAAAUUUUACCUGGAGGAACUCUUGUCAUAUGCCCGGCUAGUUUAUUGAAGCAAUGGGAGCUGGAGGUUGAGCGACGUUGUAGAAGAAACAGUUUAACUGUACAUUUACAUCAUGGUGCUAAGAGAGAGACUGUCAGACCCAAAUAUUUAGCUGGCCAAGAUAUGGUUAUAACUACCUAUAACAUAGUUUCUCGAGAUCAUAUUCCGCCCCAGGGAAACAUAUUUAAUAUUAAAUGGAAACGAAUUAUAUUGGAUGAAGCCCAUAUUAUUCGCAAUGACAAGGCAAAGUCCUCUGCAGCUGUUUGUGAUUUAUUAGCCAGGAAACGCUGGGCACUUACUGGCACGCCAAUUCAAAAUAAAGAACAUGAUCUCUAUGCCUUGCUUAAGUUUUUGCGCUGUCGUCCCUUUGAUGACUUAGCUCAUUGGAAAAGGUGGGUUGUAAAUAAGACAGCAGGUGGACAACAGAGAUUAAAUACAAUAUUGAAAAGCUUACUUCUAAGAAGAACUAAAGCUCAACUCCAGAUUGAUGGUCAACUUUCUUCGCUUCCUGAAAAAGAAAUUCAUUCUUUUGAUGUUACUCUUGACAGAGAAGAGAUGAUGGUUUACCAGAAAGUUUUGUUAUAUUCUCAGUCUUUAUUUGCCGACUUUUUAGAACAGCGUGCUGCAAGAAAUGAAAAUCAUCCAUUUGCAUCAUCUAAUAAAUAUAACAAACAAGUUUACGAAAAAGCACACAAGAAAAUGAGCAAAAUAUUGGGGGGUGGUAGUGAAGAAAUUAAAACAUUCCAAAUUUUAGUUUUGUUGUGCAGAUUACGGCAAAUUUGUUCUCAUUGUUCUUUAAUUUUUAAUAUGCUGGAUGAUGACAUAUGUGCGAAUGAUUCCAAUGAGAACUUUGAGGAUACCGACAUACUUGAGAAACUGAAUGAUUUAAUGUUGGAUGAUGAUGCAAAAGAUGAAUCACAGGCAGAGAAGAACACAGGCAAUAUUAUGAGCAAAAACAACCCAGUUUUCAGUAAAGAUAGAAUCAGCUCAAAACUUCGAUUGGUUCUCGACUUAAUAAUGGAGAAAAUAGAAGAUGGUGAUAAAGUAAUUGUAGUUUCACAAUGGACUUCAGUCCUACACUUGUUGGAAAAAUAUUUAAAGAGUUUAGAACUAAGUUCCAUAGUAUUAUGUGGAACAGUCCCAGUGAAAGAUCGAGCAGAGAUAGUUGAUAAAUUCAACACACCAAAUAAGAAUCCAAAGAUCAUGCUAUUGUCUCUCACUGCUGGUGGUGUGGGAUUGAAUCUUGUAGGAGGUAACCAUCUUAUUUUGUUAGAUUUACACUGGAAUCCACAGCUUGAAAGCCAAGCACAAGAUCGAAUUUACCGAGUUGGACAAACAAAAGCAGUUCACAUUUAUAAGUUUAUUACUAAGGAUACAAUAGAGGAAAAGAUAAAAGCACUUCAAGAUAAAAAGUUGCUUAUUGCUGAUUCUGUUCUUACUGGUGCUAAAUAUCAGCAAUCAAGCAAGUUAUCCAUUGAUGAACUGAAAGCUUUAUUUGGAGUUGGCGAACUUAAUUGAUGAAAAUAAUGUGAUAUUAGGUGUUAAUGGA